CCCAACUCUAAUAAAUUACAUUUUGUGUUAAACAAUUGAAAAUACACGUAAAAACACAACAACAACGUUGCGGCAUUUGUAAAAUAAUAUUUAUUUAACUCUCCUCGUGCGUCGCGAUGUGUUAGCCACAAAAACGGCGCCCACUUGCGCGUUUUGGAUCCCGUUUUCGGAUUUAGCUGCGCUGCGCGACCCAAAACAAGAAAAAUUCGCAUGCCGUUGCAACGAAUUCGCAAUGCGCUGCAGCUGAAAAUUAAGAGGUACAACAUUGUUUCCACGUCCUUGCAAUUAAUUUAUGCACGGUGUCGUUGGGUUGAUAAAUAAAAAUUGUUUUAACCAAACGCCACAAACAACUGGCAAUGGAGCAAAAGCAUAAAAACAAUGUAAUCAGGACGUUCGACAAUGAGAAAGACCGCGUGCUUUUAGCGUAGAGUACAAAACAACGCGCUGUCAUCUGUCCGAUAGGUAGUGUUAUCGGCUGCUGCCCUGUUAUCGCGUUAUCGCGCAAGGACCACGAGAGCGGCGAAAAACCUUUUGCCUUUUCCGAGUGGGUUGGUGUGUGGGUGGUGUGUGAAAAAAGUGCGUGCGGUCUUGUUUAUGGGCGAAAAAAAGCAGCGGCUGUCCAGCCGGAGUUAGGUAGUUCUGAGCAGGAUCCUACCCAUCGAGAUUAGGUUGCCUUUCCCAUCCUGCUGGUCCGCUCCCCAACUUCCAGCUGUCGGUUUUUUAUUAACAUUCCGCAUUAAAGCCGAAGGAUUGCCUAGAGACGACGGCACAUGAACCGGGUGAUAUAUACGAGCGCCACGAGUUAGCCUCCGCCGAAAGAGAUGGCCAACAACAAUCAUCCGCAUCCUGGACAUCUCAGUCAAGCGGCCCAGAACGCCUCCUGGAACCCGCUGCAAAUCCCGUCAUACAUACCCCGGCAGCCGCAGUUGGCUCACAUGUCUAACGAGCGGCCCGGAAUGGUGCGAUCUCCGCUGGCCUGGCACGUUUCCGGAACCGUUUCCGCCCAGCCGCCGCCACCUCCCGAUGCCAUUUACAAUUUCAUGUCGGCUAAUCACAAAAACCUGGAUCACCACCAUCAGAUGAAUCCAUUGUUGGCACCGCCUUACUCAGGAACUUUGCCAUUUAACUCCAUGGAUCUGUCCUUGCAGUCCGCCCGCAGUGCGGCUCAGCCGCUACCCAAGCCACCGCCAAAUCAGCAGCCACAGCAAUCCCAGCCGCAGCAACAAUCACUUAUACAUCCUCCCAAUUAUCCUCCAAUUCAAAAUCUCACAACCAAUGCCACGCCCACCAGUGCACAGCUUCAACAACAACAACAACAGCAAGAACACCUGGCAGCCAUGGCAGCUGCCCAUGUUAGUUUAUUGCACUCCAGCCGACAGAACCAGGGAGCCCCGUCAGGUAAUCUCAGCAACGGAGGCGACUGCGAAUCCUUGCUCCCGCCACCGCCACCAACAACUGCCUCUGGGAACAGCAAUCACACUGGAAGCAACAGCAGUAGCAGCAAUAGUGGGAGUAACAAUCACAUAACAAGCCCGCACUACAUGCCAACUCGCGAUGAGAACUUCAAACUGGCGCAAUUGAAGCGUAGCUUUGAUCACGAGCUGCUUUCUGGGAAGAAUCUGCAAAAGGAAAAGGACUUUGGCUAUCCAACUGCGGGAUCAGCUAGCAAACUGCCCACGCACAAUGUACAGCAGCAACAUGCCAACAAGAAACCCUCACCUCUGCGAAAUUAUCACCAACAGCAACAGCCGCCUUACAACUUAACCCCGAAAUACAAUGGACCACAAACGCCGCCAACGCCUCAAUCUCCUCUGGCUGCGCCCCCUCAUCAGAUGCAAUCACCCACAAUAGAUUACAAUCAACUGCACCUGCACCAUCAGCUCAAUAGCUCAGGGGGAGGAAGCUACCAGCAUCUGCAGCAGGAUCAAACGCAAUCACAAACACACCCCCAGCACUUACACUACCACAAUCAGCAUGCGACCAGCCAAACAGGUCCGCCUCCGCUCCUACCACCUCACUUGGCCACCGGACAGUUCCACGGACAACCACAGGACGCGGUUCAACAACAAACAGCUUCCUCAAGUCAACAUCAGAUGCAUCAUUCCCGAAACCCACAAUUGACGAAUCUCGAUCUGGUAGUGAAGCAUAAGCCUGAUUCGGAAGAGCAGCCUGUUAUAACUGAUCUGUCGUAUCGCAAUUCAGAAGCUGAUAAACCUGCAGCCAAUCCGGUACCAGAUGCCCCUGAGUCUCCCUACCUGACCACCUCAAACGAGGAGUCCCUGGAGUCGAACAGCAACAGCAGCAAUAGUCGAAAGCGACGCAAACGAAAAGCUAGUAUGGUCAUGAGAGUUACCCCAAAUGAAAACGCCCCAGAGGGGGGAAUCAACAAAUCACAGAUCAAAAAUCAACAACAGCCAGCGCACCAUAACAACAGCUGCAGUCCCAAACUGUCACCCAAGAAUGGAGAUGCUGAGUUUCAACCUUUUAGUUUACAAAACCAGUCGCAAGAACAUAGUGAAAAGCCGCCACAAGAAAACGGGCGAGGAGGAUCACCGGCUCCGGCAGAAAACAGUAGCAACAGCAAUAGUUCUACAAUGUAUCAUGACAACGAUAACCCCAAGACCAAGAAGCAGCGGCAGGCCCUGUUACAGCGAAACCUUACAGAACAGCACCGUAUGCAGCAGGAGGAUGAGCCUCCGAAGAAGCAUACACCUCCCACAAUGCCGCCACCUAGUCCGCAAAGCAAUAGCAGCAGCAGUAGCUCAAGCAGCUCCAGUGCUAACACGCAUAGCAGCCACAGUAGUCAUGCCGUUAAUGAUAGAGAAAGAAUUCAAAAACCUGAGAUCAAUAACAAGGCUACUACGGAUACCCCUGCAUCUCCUGCUCUAGUGGAACAAGGAAACAUCGAUGCUAAACCUGCGGUAAGUGUUCAUGAGUGUGAUGAGGAAGAUGAACCAGCAGCAAAAAAAGAAUCGCCUACGCAUUCUGGUCCACCUCCCACUCCUGCUAUUGCUGAUCCGCCAGUGGCUGAAUCCCCCAAGAAACCCUCACCCGCUGCCAACUCAGAGCCCUGUCCUUUUGGAGAAGUCGAAGAUAAACUGGAGGAAAUGUUUGCCGGAAUCGAGGAGGAGACGGAAAGAAUAUGCAGCCCGGAAAAGCAAGCGGAGGAAACGGAAGAGAUGGUAGCACACGAUUUGACCGCCCAGCUGGCUCUGGACAGUGCUAGAACAGACGAGGCGCCAGCGGAAAAGGUUGAGACUUCAGUGCUAACAGUUUUGGCGCCAACCGCAGCACCUACACCCGAAAUUCGACCGGUAGCCACCAAGGCAGCGAUGAAGUCAACGCUACCAAGUCCUGUGCACAGUCCUACUCCUCAAGCUCGUUCCACGUCGACACCCUUGGCUGCAGCAGAUGAUGCUAAAUCAGAUACCCCUGUUCCACCUAAAACCCCCGCUUACAGGAGACCACCACCUCGUAGACUUUCCAUGGGCAUGGAUGUCUCACUAUUACGUUUUAUGAUCGACGAUCCGCCUGCCAAGAAAACAGGCCGCAAGAAGAAAGUUAUUCCACCCCUGGAGCUUGAAGAUGAUGACAAACCCAGCACCUCGGCAGCAGCUGCUGCGGCUCUGGCAGCUCGCCAACUAAGCGAAGCUGCUUCUGCUCCAAAGGGAAAAGCUGGCGGUGCAAAAAAGAAGAAUGCUUUGGGUAAGGGCAAGAAAGGACCAGCAGGAAAAGGUAAUGCAAAGAAUGCUAAACAAAAUGGGAAGAAGUCGGGCCGAAAACACGCGUUCACCACCGACGAGGAUAGCACUCCAGCACCCACAAACGGAGGUGGUGCAGUUCCCGAGCUAAAGUUCAAAUCUCCCUUCAUUCUUAUUAAACCGGACGGAAGCUUGAGCAUAAAGAACACCCACAGUGCCGAGGACGUUAACGAGAAGCAGACAAAGGCUAAAAAGGCGCCGCACGAACGAAAAAACGUAAGAGGAAUGCACAGUUCCACUCUGAGCAACCGCUACGAUGCAGACACCACCGACUCCACUUGGAUAUGUGUGUUCUGCAAGCGGGGUCCCCAUAAACUCGGCCUGGGUGAUCUUUUCGGUCCUUAUUUAGUGACCAGCGACUGCGAAGAGUAUCGUGCGGCUGUGCAGGCACCCGGAGUUCAGGAUAUAGAUGGUUUGUUUAUUAACAAACGUAGACGCGAAGACAUGGUAAAGCUGAAUGAGAGGAAUUUGCCCGUUGUGCCCGCCUCACUUGCCCAUAUUAUGCAAGCACCUAAGAUAAGCAUGCAUAAACGAAAGCGCAAACAGACGCACGACAGCUCGAUAUCCUACAGCGACGACCUAAAUGAGUCUCGAUCACAAUGCUCAUCUGUGGACCCGCUGGAGUGCAGUAACGAAACCAAGUACGUGGAAACCUUUCGCGGAAUGGUGAAGACCUCGGAACACGGCUUUGAAGUUUGGUUGCACGAGGACUGUGCUGUGUGGAGCAACGACAUUCAGCUAAUUGGCGCCCAUGUCAACGGUCUGGAUGCAGCGGUUUGGGAAAGUACGAGGUACCAGUGCGUGCUUUGCCAGCAGACGGGGGCCAGUAUAUGCUGUUUCCAACGAUGUUGUAAGGCUGCUGCUCAUGUGCCGUGUGCGCGAUCCGCCAUGUGGAGCCUUAGCGAGGAUAAUCGGAAGGUAUACUGCCAGCUGCAUAGGGAUGAACCUGAUGUGGAACCCAUAAAAACGGAGUCCUUAGCGCCGGUAGAAGCGUUAGUAGCUCCUGCUCCAGCUCCUGCACCACCACCCCCAAUCAACAUUCAUUCGCUUCCCUGAGUACGCGUGCGCGUCCAGAAAUGCCGCCUGGUCGCCAAGCGUUGAGCGUUAAGGCACGAUCCCUCGACUCCGAAUCCAAAACCCAACCGAAUCCGCAGCUCGCUGCACCUUUUACUUAAGCUUUGUACAUAAGUUUCCGACUGCCGUCGUACGUCGCCAGGAGGGCAUUUCGUAAUCCGUGAAGUGAUUUUGUAUAAAUCCGCUGUACAUUUUAAGGCUUGACGCACCGCACAGACGAUAUCAGAGCGUUUGCCACAUUAUAGUUAGGUUCCCUCGCUAAAACUUUAGUUAUUUAUGUUUAAGUCGAUUCCUAAAUUAUUUCUUCGCAUAGUCCCAAACCUUACAUUAGUACCUUUUAGUUCUAAAUAAUUUUAAAGCCUCCACCCCAUGUCUAAAUACCCACCCAUCUGCAUCACAUACGCCAAUUGAUAAUUGAUAAUUCGGUUUAGUUGAAUUCAGUCUGUUUGUAUAAUCAAAUAGUCCAUGCCAUACCAAUAUCCGAGUAAUCAAUAUAACUGAAGUAGCUAUGGGAGAUUCCAAUUGAUAUAUGCGAUGUGAAGUUGCAGUAAAGUUACUUAUAAAUAGAAAAUGUUUGACACCAAGUAAGCGAGAACAUUCGAAGCCCAAUUAAAAAUGGAAUAUUGUAAAACAAUAUAAUAUGCAUAUAAUAAUAUUAGUAAUGUUAAUUUAAGCGAAAAGUUAAAGCCAGCAAAAUGAAACCUUGUAUUGUAUUUGUAUUCAGUAAGGUCUGUACGUAUUGCUGAUAAUUUUAAAACUUUAAAACGUAUAAACAAUAAAAACUUAAUCUCACAAACAA
Messenger RNA from Drosophila eugracilis, 5634 nucleotides. RefSeq lists its product as uncharacterized. The coding region runs from base 822 to 4817 and encodes 1331 amino acids. The transcript has 6 exons. Gene Ontology annotation, cellular component: nucleus. Gene Ontology annotation, biological process: regulation of transcription by RNA polymerase II. The record is from RefSeq and is a predicted model, not a curated record. Lineage: Eukaryota; Metazoa; Arthropoda; Insecta; Diptera; Drosophilidae.